AUGACAGAAGAAAUUUUAAGUCAAUAUUAUCCUAAAUAUAAUCCUUAAGCUGCAAUAUUAAAGGACAUACUUAGAGAUGGUUUAGAAUAAGCAUUUAUUGGGAAAUUUAAGAAUAAUAAUGAUUAAAUCAAUAUUUCAGAAUUUAAAUUGAGACAUCAUUUUGAUAAAAAAGAUAAUGAUCUUUUUUUAGAUUAAAUUAAAAAGAAACUCAAACUUAAUAAUCAAAAAGCAGAAAUGAGAUGUGUUAAUACUUUUCAAAAUAUAAGAGUUGAAACUGAUUUAAAUUAUGAUCCCAAAUAUUUCCAAGAAAAUACAUUCUAUAUGAAUUAAAAUUUAGAUGCCAUUAAAUAAAAGAUUAUUGAAAAGAAUAUUGCAGAAAGAAUUAAAAAAGCAUAAGAAUUUAAAUCUAUGUAAAAAGCACUCAACAUUUGGUUUUAAUAAUCAUAAUAAUAAAAGAAUGAAGAUUAAAAUAAAUAAUAGUAAUAAACUAAUAAAAAAUAAAUGAAUUCAUCAUCAUAAAUUAUAAUUAAAUAACAUUAAACUGAAGGAAUUUAAGUCUCUGGCAUCAUUACAUUUAAAUUAGGAUAUAAAAUGACAUAUCCUAAUUUAGCUUAUAUUAUCAAAGCAACAGAUAUUCCAGAAAGGGAAUCUUAAUGUUCUUUUGUUAAAAAAAUCAGACCUUUAUAAUAAUUAGAUUUUGAUUAUUUAGAUGAUUUAAGAAGAUAUGUUUGGAAAUAUAAGCAAUAUAUACAAUUUUUCAAAAUUCUACUCAAAGUAGCAUAGGGAAAUUUAGAAAUUUCAGAAACUCUUGUAAAAACUUAACAGAGAAUGAAAACAGGUUUCUAUCAUGUUAUGACAUUUUAUCAUAUUUCAAAUAGAAGUUGGUCAAUUUGUAGAUUAAUUAAAGAUUUAAAUAAAAAGGGACUCUAUUAAAGAGAAAGGUAGAAUUUAUAUGAAGUAAUAAUACUUAUUAUAUAAAAAUAGACAAUGUUGGAAAAUAUUCAAGAAGAUCUUGAAGAAAUAUUCAGUCCAUUAUUAUUUGAAUCUGAUUAUGUUCCAAUUGAAGAACAAUUCAUUUCAUUUGAAUAAUAUAAAAAGAGACUUCAAGAAGUUAUUUUAAUGAGAGAAAAGGGAGCUUGA
Molecule: messenger RNA, 1140 nt
Organism: Paramecium pentaurelia
Lineage: Eukaryota; Ciliophora; Oligohymenophorea; Peniculida; Parameciidae
Source: the annotation of a GenBank genome assembly